AUGACGUUAACCUCCUGGCUAACAAGCUCCCCCGAGCAACCCACCGAUACCACCGACCCCAACAGCUUCGCCUCCCUCGUCAACAAGAUGAAUCUCGCUGCCAUAAAAGCUGACGCCGAGAACAGCUACAAAGAGAAAUACCUACGACUCCGCAGGCAAGUCGAAUCAGACACCGUUCACAACGACCUUCGCGCUGAGAUCACCUCUCUCUUAGCCAAAAAGACCGAAUACGAGACCAAGCUCCGAGACACCGAGAAGGCGAAAACGAGCGCAGACAUGCAGGUCGUUGCCCUUGACCUUGUGCUCAAAGACACAAACGUGUACUACAAGUCCAAGCUAGAGACUUUAGAAUCGCAGACCAAGGUCUUCAAAGAAGAAAUUGAGAAGCUGAGGAAAGAUAAGCAGGACAUGAGAUGUUUGCUUUCAUUGCACGGGAUUCGUGUACCAGCGCAGGAUUCCACGAAUGAAGACAAGCAAACUUCGCAAUCUGAAUGUGCCCCCGAGCUAACGGAUGAUAGCGAUAUGGACGAGGCGGAUGAACUUGGUCUUGACAAGUCGGCCACGGGUCCAGAGGAAGUUUGCCCGCAUUGGUACAAUCAUGGUACGUGUAGUCGGGGUGGUGGUCAUGCACGCGGAGCGUGUGAGCUUGGUGCACAUCCAUACCUUAUUGGAUUUGGUACGCAUGUGAAGGAGUAG
This is a messenger RNA of Alternaria metachromatica, 696 nucleotides long. RefSeq lists its product as uncharacterized. The record is from RefSeq and is a predicted model, not a curated record. NCBI's taxonomy places the organism in Eukaryota, Fungi, Ascomycota, Dothideomycetes, Pleosporales, Pleosporaceae. The transcript has a single exon. Bases 1 to 696 code for a protein of 231 amino acids.